AUUAUUAUGCGCCUGUCUUUUCAGCCGUUGCAACAUGUGAAGAAAACAUGGGGAGACAGUUAUAUUGACAUUUAACCACUGCUUCUGUAAAUUGAUACAACACUAAAUACGACGUUAUCGAGCGAGAGUGUAACUUUUUACUCCACGUUUCGACUCUGUUGGUAGCUGAAAGCGAGGUAGCCUAAAGUCGGGUUAGCUAGCUUUUGCUCGCACCGUUACUGUUGGGUUGUUUUAGUACUAGCUUGUAGCCGGCUAACAGCAUGGAUAACACGGAGGAAAACGCGAUUGAGAUCCACGGGGAUGAGGAAAUUAUUGAAGUCAUCGACCUAAACGAGACGGAGCCUGGUCCUGAUGACUUGGCUGAUGACCUGGAGGACGUUGACUUUGAAGAUCCUGGAAACGCAGAUGAUGAAGGCUGGGAGACGGAGGACGAGAUGGAGGCGGAGGCAGAGCAGGAUGACAGCGAGCUCACUUUCUCCAAACACACUGGCUCUGUGUUUUGCGUGAGUUUGGAUCCUGCGACGAACAGCUUGGCUGUAACAGGAGGAGAAGAUGAUAAGGCCUACGUGUGGAGGGUCAGUGACGGGGAGGUUGUGCUGGAGUGCACAGGUCACAAAGACUCGGUGACAUGUGCCAUGUUCAGCCAUGACUCCUCGCUGGUCGCCACGGGCGACAUGAGCGGCAUGAUUAAAGUUUGGAGGGUGGAAACCAAAGAGGAGAUCUGGUCCUUCGAAGUGGGCGAUCUGGAGUGGUUGGAGUGGCAUCCCUGCGCUCCAGUGCUGCUGGCGGGAACAGACGACGGCAAUGUGUGGAUGUGGAAGAUCCCUGCAGGAGACUGUAAAACCUUCCAGAGUCCUGGGUGCCAGGCCACCAGCGGCAAAGUCCUGCCCGACGGUAAACGGGCUGUGGUGGGUUACGAGGACGGGACAGUGCGAGUGUGGGACUUGAAGCAGGGCAAUGCCAUCCAUGUCGUCAAAGGUCAGGACGGACACCAGGGAGCGCUGACCUGCCUGGCGUGCAACAAGGACGGCUCUCUGGUGCUGUCGGGGUCAGUGGACGGCUGCGCCAAGCUCAUCAACACCACCACGGGCAAGGUGGUUGGAGCGUUCUCUGUGGAGGGAGGCAAAGCUAAAGGAUCGAGAGACGACGAAGACUCCAACUCCGUGGAAUCUGUGGGUUUCUGCAACAUCCUGCCUCUCAUAGCCGUGGCGUACCUCGAUGGGACUCUGGCCAUAUACGACGUCUCCUCACAGGUCCUGAGGCACAGGUGCCAACAUGAGGCCGGUAUUGUUCACCUGCAGUGGGAGGAGUCUUCUUCUGUGGUGUCCACCUGCAGUUUAGACGGAGCGCUGCGCUUAUGGGACGCUCGCUCUGGUAACAUGGUGUCUGAGUACCGCGGCCACACAGCAGAGAUCCUGGACUUUACCAUCAACAGGGAAGCGUCUCUCGCAGUCACCGCCUCAGGAGACAACCAGGGGAAAGUCUUCUGCCUCCAAAGACCCGACCGGUAAAAGCCAGAAGAGACGAGAAGAAGAGGAGAAGAAAUAUUUUAGGAGAAAUUACAAAGACAUUGGAUUGAUCAGACUUUUUGUUCUCUGACAGUGGAGAGCAUGUUUCCCUUCUCCUCAGGAUUUAAAAAAAAUCUUGUGUGGUCUUACCAUCUUCUCUGACCUGCUUUAGUAGGAUUGUAGCAUCCAAAAGAUUAUUUUCUGUUUCAUCAGUGCUUCAGUGGUGCUUAACUGGCAGCACAACUAAAGCAACUGAGAAAAAAAGGAGUUUAUGGUCUGGUUUGAAUGACAGAGAGCAGAUCAUAUUGUCUACACAGGAGUUUCAAGUGUGAUUACUCCCUACUUUAUUCUAAGUACACUGUUCCUUUAAGAGACUAAACAAAGCUCUCAAUGAGUGAUACAUUAUAGUGUCCUGCCUUUGAUAAACCACUUAAUGUUCAUGUCAUCUAAAAUGUUUUAAAGAUAAAAAUUCCUUUGGUCUUGCUGGUUAUUUUUUCCAUAAUUGGAUUUUUUUGUUUGUUAAAUGUCUUGACUACAUUUCUCAAAGUUUUUCUCAUUGAGGGUGUGUGUGGUCUUCCAGCUCUCAGAUCGUUCAGUUCAGGAGUUAUCUCACCAAAUUUUGAUGUAAACUUAAGUGUAAAUACAAAAUAAUACAUAAUAUACCUCCUUCUGGGUAACUAUUAAAAUUCAUUUUCAACCAA
Messenger RNA from Lates calcarifer (barramundi perch), 2209 nucleotides. It is a transcript of the gene aamp, whose product is annotated as angio-associated, migratory cell protein. Bases 261 to 1511 code for a protein of 416 amino acids. Gene Ontology annotation, cellular component: cytosol. The record is from RefSeq and is a predicted model, not a curated record. Gene Ontology annotation, molecular function: protein binding. The transcript has 11 exons. NCBI's taxonomy places the organism in Eukaryota, Metazoa, Chordata, Actinopteri, Centropomidae.